GAGUGAGCAAGAUGGAGAAGAUGGGCACUGUGCAACCUCAGCUAGAGGACAUGAAGUUGUACCGCAGAGCUCAUCGGAUUCUCACAGAGCCACUGCAUUCAGUGAAACAAGUCUGGGUCAGAACCAGUAGAGAUCGAUGGCGUGUGAUGGCGAGCAACCUCACCAACUUCACCCUUGUCUCAUUACAGUCAUCCGACAGUGUUGUAUGCUUCCUUGGAGAUCACGUUGAUGAACUGAAUUGCUGGAAUUAGAGAGAUGGAGGAUGAGAAGGAUUUCUGUUGGCUCGGAAGGGAUGAGAAGGGAAUCAAACGGAAGGAAGGACACGGCGCCAGCUGCCGGAGACGGGGGACCGCCAGCUUGGUGGAGUCCUGAGCUCAUCUUGUACUAGUAAUGCAAGCACACAGCUAUAUUAUUUGUGGGGAUCGAUGAACUGUUCUCGAAGGCGACGACUCGUGAGAGCGAGACCGUGAGGAGCCAUUGCGAGAUGACGGUGCAGUAGCAGUGCGAAGUCUGGCUCAAUAGAAUAGUGUGGCAGCGGCAGUCCAUGGAGAUGGAGGUUAGGUUCACCGUGGAAGAUGGAUCUUGGCCAGCUCAGUGCACCAGCGAGGUUGGGGUAACGGAGAGUGGACGAAGAGCUCUGUAAUUAUUAGCAGUAGCUGCAAGACAUCAUUAAUGGAGAUGUGAAGGUGAACAUGGAGCAGUCUGUAGUGCAACAAGGAAGGCACUGAAUGAUUGAUCCCCUCUCAGGCCCAGACACUAUUUGGAUCUCAUGCGUAUGGCUCUGUUCUCUUGCAUGCAUGCAGAAAGCCAGUUAGGUGUAGCAUCCAUUGCCUUUUGGUUCCAUCACUACCACCCCAAACCUACCGCACAGUUACCAUUCCCUCCAUCGGUAACAUUCGAAAGUUCCAACAACAGCGCUUCUUCUUCUUCUUCUUCUUCUACCUUUUCCCUCUUCCAACAAUAUAAACGUUAACAGAGAUCGAAGCAAAGCCCACAAAAGACUGAGUCUAAAACCCACGCCCUUCACCCGACACUCUGCAGUCCUCGUCGGAGGUCAACUCAGAGCUCGCUAGUAAUACUAUUACAUAAGCGAGCGUGAGUGAGAAGGUAAUGGCGUCACUUUGCCGCCACUUCCUACUCUUGCUCCUCCUCAUCCUUGCUCCCGGGAAACUAGCCAAGGUGGCGGAGGACGCGACGGAGGUUGAGGCUCUCCUCGAACUCAAAGCUGCUGUAUCAGACCCCUCCGCGGCCCUCUCAGCCUGGAACUCCUCCGACGGCGUCGACCACUGCUCCUGGCCGGGAGUCGCCUGUGACCCGCUUCGGGGCUCCGUCGUCUCCCUCGACCUCUCCGGACUCAACCUUUCCGGCACGCUUUCCCCUGCCGUCGGCCGUCUUCGUCACCUCCUCAACCUCUCCGUCGCUUCCAACUCCCUCUCCGGCCCCAUCCCCGCUGACCUUUCCCGCCUCGCCGACCUCCGCCACCUUAACCUCUCCGACAACCUCCUCAACGGCUCCUUUCCCUCCGCCCUCGCCCACCUGAAGAACCUCCUCGUCCUCGACCUCUACAACAACAACCUCACCGGCCCCCUCCCCGCCGAGGUCGCCGAGCUACCUAACCUCCGCCACCUCCAUCUCGGCGGCAACUUCUUCACCGGCGUCAUUCCCCCGGAGUUCGGCGGCUGGGAGUUCCUCGAGUACCUCGCCGUCUCCGGCAACGAUCUCGGCGGCCCCAUCCCGUCAGAGCUCGGCAACCUCACCCGCCUUCGACAGCUGUAUGUUGGCUAUUUCAACAGCUUCGUGGGCGGCAUCCCACCCGAGAUAGGCAGACUCGCGGCGCUCGUCCGUCUCGACAUGGCCAACUGCGACCUCAGCGGCGCGAUCCCGUCCGAGCUCGGGAACCUCCAGAAUCUCGACACUCUGUUCCUCCAGGUGAAUGGUCUGGCCGGUGAUAUACCAUCGGCGCUCGGCCGCUUGCGCAGCCUCAAGUCCAUGGAUAUCUCCAACAAUGCCCUCACCGGCGAGAUUCCCUCCACCUUCGCCGACCUCCAGAACCUGACUCUGCUCAACCUGUUCCGCAACAAGCUCCAAGGGUCGAUCCCGGAGUGCGUCGGCGACCUGCCGGCGCUGGAGGUGCUGCAGCUCUGGGAGAACAAUUUCACCGGUGGGAUCCCGCAACGACUCGGGGAGAGCGCUCGGCUCCAGCUCCUCGAUGUAUCGUCGAACAAGCUCACGGGGAACCUACCGCCGGACCUGUGCUCUGGCAACAGGCUGCAAACUCUCAUUGUGCUACGGAACUUCCUCUUCGGCCCAAUACCAGAGACCCUUGGCCGGUGCGAAUCACUCGGUCGGAUCCGUAUGGGGCAAAACUACCUCAAUGCAUCGAUCCCUGAUGCUCUCUUCAGCUUGCCCAAGCUCUCGCAGAUCGAGCUCGAAGACAAUCUCCUCACCGGCGCGUUCCCGGACACCGGCAACGCCGCCAUCUCUCCGGACCUCGGCCUGAUUAACCUCUCCAACAACCGGCUCUCAGGGCCACUCCCGCGGUCCAUCGGCAAGUACUCCGGCGUCCAGAAACUCCUCUUGAACCAGAACCAGUUCUCGGGCCCUAUCCCGCCGGAAACUGGGAGGCUGCAGGAGCUCUGCAAGCUGGAUUUAAGCGGGAACCGGUUUUCUGGCCCGAUAGCGCCGGAGAUAAGCCGGUGCAAGCUCCUAGCUUUCGUGGACCUCAGCCGGAACGAGAUAUCCGGCGAGAUCCCACCAGAUAUUGCCGGAAUGAGGAUCUUGAACUACCUCAACUUGUCUAGGAAUCACCUCGAAGGGAGAAUUCCGCAAUCACUUGCCUCGAUCCAGAGCCUCACGGCGGUCGAUUUCUCAUAUAAUAACCUCUCCGGCCUUGUCUCCGGCACCGGCCAGUUCAGUUACUUCAAUGUGAGCUCGUUCGUCGGCAAUCCCGGUCUCUGCGGUCCGUACCUCGGUCCCUGCAGCUCCGCGAUUAAGGGUACCGGAUCCCCUCUUGCAUGGGGAUCACUCUCGGCCUCCUUCAAGGUGCUAGUGGUUGCUGGUCUCCUCAUCUGUUCCAUUGCCUUCGCCAUUUCCGCCAUCAUCAAAGCUGUGUCACUGAAGAAGGCAAGCGAGGCCCGAGCGUGGAAGCUCACGGCUUUCCAGCGUCUCGACUUCACCUGUCACGAUGUGCUCGACUGCCUGAAGGAGGAGAACGUCAUCGGAAAAGGCGGCGCAGGCGUCGUGUACAAAGGCGUCAUGCCCAAUGGCGAACAGCUUGCGGUGAAGCGGCUCCCGGCGAUGAGUCGGGGCUCGCCGCAUGACCAUGGCUUCUCGGCCGAGAUACAGACCCUCGGGAGGAUUCGGCAUCGUCACGUUGUUAGGCUGCUGGGUUUCUGCUCCAACCACGAGACCAAUCUCUUGGUCUACGAGUACAUGCCCAACGGGAGCCUUGGCGAGGUCCUUCACGGGAAGAAGGGCGGCCAUCUGCUUUGGGACACCCGGUACAAGAUCGCCGUCGAGGCUGCAAGGGGACUCUGCUAUCUCCACCAUGACUGUUCGCCGCCGAUCCUGCACCGCGACGUGAAGUCCAACAACAUCCUUCUCGAUUCAGAUUUCGAAGCCCAUGUCGCGGAUUUCGGGCUCGCCAAGUUCUUGCAGGACUCUGGCACGUCCGAGUGCAUGUCCGCCGUCGCCGGCUCCUACGGCUACAUUGCUCCAGGUACUUCGUCGACGCUGAACUCUGUUCUUCGUGCAGAAACCCUUAUUUCAAUAAUUGGACUGUUUCUCCAAAUUGAUUCCGCAGAGUAUGCAUACACGUUGAAGGUGGACGAGAAGAGUGAUGUGUACAGCUUCGGCGUGGUGCUUCUCGAGCUGGUGACCGGAAAGAAGCCGGUGGGCGAGUUAGGCGAUGGCGUCGACAUCGUUCAGUGGGUUCGGGAGACGACAGACUCCAAGAAGGAAGAAGUACUUCAAAUUCUGGAUCCCAGGCUGCCCACAGUUCCCCUGGACGAAGCCAUGCAUGUCUUCUACGUCGCCAUGCUGUGCGUCGAGGAACAGAGCGUGGAACGCCCGACGAUGAGGGAGGUUGUUCAGAUACUAAUGGAUCUACCAAAAGGACAUGGCUGUGACGCACCCAUCAAGGAAGUGAAGGAACAGCAGCAGCAGGCUGCAGAAAACUCACCACCACCGGAUCUCCUCAGUAUUUGAAAUGCCGGCACUUGGAUCGGAAAGCUGUCGAAGGGUGAUCCACGAACCUAUCACUUCAAACCUGUUCAUGGUGAUGGCAAUGUCUUGUGAAGUUGUUUGUCUUAUUACAAGGGAGCAACUUGAGCCUUUAGAUCAAUCUACUUUACAGGGACAGAAAGAAUGUCCUGAUCUCAUUUUUCUUGUUCAUGAAAGACAGAGGCCUUCCUGUUUCCUCUGUGUCAGUGAUCAGUACUUGUUUGAUGCGCCUUGGAUCAUAUGAUGAUCUGUAAUGAGAAAUAAUGGGAAUCGAAUAAUGUCCGGCCUUUGGCACACCAAACGAGAUGGCCUCUGAAGAACCUCGCCGUAGCUCUGUUUGGCGUGCCAGUGGUGAAGUCGAGCCCAAAGGCCAGAAAGAAUGGACACGAAGGCCUCAUCGUCCACAUUUUCUGGAUCGCUGAGCUGUGUUAUCUGUGAGACAGUGAGCACGAGGAGCACUGCUGUGGUGGAUAAGAAGGUGGCUCCGGCACCACAGGAUGUUGGCAGCUGCCGGCCGGCAUGAGAUUCCACGGGCUUUGUCGCCCCUUAAGGUUUGACGACUGUAAGAGAGGAGGGUAGAUUGAUUAGGGGAGAAGACGAGAUAAAUCGACAGGAGUAAAGACUCGAGAGAGAAACGACACUCGUGUCGCGAUCACACGCACAAGCAGCCACAGAGAAGAGGGAGGGAGGAGCAGCGGAAGCCACCGGGCGGCGUUGCUUCCGCGACACUCCAACGAGGCGUUCGCCCAUGAUCGCAAGAUCCAACAGCGCGCCUGGUCCCUCCGCUCCGCCCCUUGCGUGCUCUGUUGUGCGCGAUGUUCACGCCCCUGGCGUCACGACAGGGCAGGUCGCCAUCUCGUUGCAGGAAGAACAGUGUUGUAGGUGUACCAUGUCAAUCUGUGUGAUCGCCUCAUCCAUCUCCUUUCUAUAUCAUGCUUCCACCACCACCUACCAACCAAACACAAAACAAGUAUGACUUCAUUAUCUUCGCUCUCUUUUUAUCUUUGGGGAAUCUGAUUUGUUCCUCUCUGAUGCGUCGAUGAUACCUCAUACUUCACCUCUUCUGUCAGCUACUGUGAAUUGGCAUCUGUCUUGUUAGACGAAAGCUGGUUUGGCUCCGAACAUGGCAAAGAUUCCAAGUGAUCCCCCAUGUCUGUCAGUGACUGAAGCCUGUGAGUAUGUGAAGUUACGUAGGAGAAGAGGGAGGUCACAGAGACGGAUGAGGACAAAGGAAGGAAUGCCUUGGGCAGCAGCAGUGGAAGACAAGGCCAAAGCCAGCACAGCUACGAGAAAGGGCCACCUUACCACCCUCUUUCUCGCGCACACAACAUAAGACAGGGAAGAGGAGAGGCGGAGAAAGGAGAGAGCGAGAGUGCCCUUCUUCUGCUGCUGUUGCUGGUGGUGGUAUGGCGAAGCCCAGGAAGAAAGCCUUCCUACCCUUCAUCUUACAAAAUGACGAGACUACCCCUAGGUCUGGUGUCGAUGGCCCCGAUCAUACGAGGGCUUUUUCGUCAAUGUAGCAGGCCCCUUGCCCCUCGACCGCGAAGGAAGGCAGACAGGACGGAGCCAGGCAACAAGAAGCAGGGCGGGCGAGUACGAAGAGGAGGGGGGGAACCGUCUCUUCUUCGUAUGUGCGAUAGGGUCGGCAUGCGGAUGAUCCACGGCGGGUCGCUCAUGAUCCCAACUAUUUGUUGUGGUCGGAGGGAUCGUAGCUUUUGAGACAAAUAUUCUCCCCUGCUGGAACUUGAUGUUUAGUAUAAUUGACAAGAAUGCAUCCUUAUGGCAGAGAAGUUUGCAUGCCAUUUGUGACUCAUUCUUGCUUUUGAGGUUUUCUUUUUUGCUGGUUGAGAUAACUUUUCCACAUUGGUGAUUCAUUUCACAUCAAGUCAAGGAAUUUUAUCUUUCUUUCAAAUGUGUCAGCUGUGAUGAACCUAUCAAUUCAGAAAACUAUUAUUGUGUUUGAUUUAAGUAGGUGAGAGACUGAUCAUAGUGUUAAUGUAUAUAUUUUAGUCA
Musa acuminata AAA Group (dessert banana) is the source of this 6234-nucleotide messenger RNA. Its product is annotated as leucine-rich repeat receptor-like serine/threonine-protein kinase BAM1. Gene Ontology annotation, molecular function: protein binding; protein kinase activity; ATP binding. Bases 1111 to 4206 code for a protein of 1031 amino acids. The record is from RefSeq and is a predicted model, not a curated record. Gene Ontology annotation, biological process: protein phosphorylation. The transcript has 2 exons. NCBI's taxonomy places the organism in Eukaryota, Viridiplantae, Streptophyta, Magnoliopsida, Zingiberales, Musaceae.